UAGCCGUUAGCUUGUUGUGGUCACGGUGCUCGCGCUCUGCUCCGCCGCCGACUGGAGGCGGCUCUGCGUCGCCUGUCGGUGUUUAGUAACAUCCAGGUUCAUUGAGCUGCGUCACGGAGCCCCGCGGCUGCUCCGCUCCGAGCUGAAGCUCACCGUUACACCAACACGCGCUGUAACGGUGACGUUGUUUAAAUAGGUAAUUACUUUCGUAACUCUCGCGAGAACUCGUGUGUAACGUGAUGACGGAAGCGUUGUCAUAGUUACAUAGCGGACUUACUUGGGAGGAGGAGCCAACUCUCGGCGCGGGAAACUAUAAUUCAAAUCACCAGAACCCGCCAAGAAACGAGCAGACGCGUUCGAGCCCUGAAGGAGUCGGUAGUCGUUCCUCCUCUCGGUCGGUGAAGGUCUCCGGUGAGUCGGUCUGACCGGUGAACGCUCCGCCAACAUGCCCUGUGGAGAAGUGACAGACGCGCCGGUCCUCCGGUUCGCUAAACUCUCGGCCCACGCCACGCCGCCGACCCGGGGCUCCAGCCGGGCCGCGGGCUACGACCUCUACAGCGCCUACGACUACACCGUGGGGCCCAUGGGCAAGGCGCUGGUGAAGACCGACCUCCAGAUCGCGGUUCCACCGGGCUGCUACGGGCGCGUGGCUCCGAGGUCCGGCCUGGCAGUGAAGCACUUCAUCGAUGUGGGCGCUGGAGUCGUAGAUGAGGACUACAGAGGGAACGUGGGAGUCGUGCUCUUCAACUUCAGCAAGGACACCUUUGAAGUGAAGCGGGGCGACCGCGUGGCUCAGCUGGUGUGUGAGAGGAUCUGCUACCCGGAGCUGGUGGAGCAGCAGGCUCUGGAGGAGACGCCGCGCGGCGGCGCCGGCUUCGGGUCGACCGGCAGCAACUGAUCCCUCGGGAGGCGGCGUGGAGAACAUCACGGUUAAUAAAGUGCUUCUGGUUA
This is a messenger RNA of Pseudoliparis swirei, 951 nucleotides long. It is a transcript of the gene dut, whose product is annotated as deoxyuridine triphosphatase. Gene Ontology annotation, molecular function: dUTP diphosphatase activity; magnesium ion binding. The record is from RefSeq and is a predicted model, not a curated record. Gene Ontology annotation, biological process: dUMP biosynthetic process; dUTP catabolic process. Bases 446 to 898 code for a protein of 150 amino acids. The transcript has 6 exons. NCBI's taxonomy places the organism in Eukaryota, Metazoa, Chordata, Actinopteri, Perciformes, Liparidae.